UUCUUGUUCUGAUUGACAUCCACAUGUGGGGUUGUGUUAUAUUUAAGGAGUUCGAAAGAAAAAUAUAAAAAUUAUAUAUAUUGAAAAAAGUUGGUGUAUUGUGUUUUUUUUGCCCUUGUUUUAGCACAAGCUAUCAGUUAAUCAAAAAAAUGUCGAAAAGGCGUAUUGAAGUGGGUGAGACCUACGAAAAAAAACGCACGAAGGACGAAGCAGCACCAUCAACUUCUGCGGCAUCAACAUCUAGUGCAGGAAAUUCGUCUUUACCCGCCACUGGACAGCAGCUUGGAGUAAUGGCCGCUUCGCUUAAUAAACAGCCAGGCACGAUGAAUCCGUUUAACAUGCGGCCCUACUCGCAACGUUUCCAUCAACUGUACAAGAAGAGAAUCACUUUGCCCGUUUUUGAGUAUCAGGCGGAUUUUAUGCGUUUGCUUAAUAAUCAUCAGUGCAUUGUUCUGGUAGGUGAAACUGGUUCCGGCAAGACCACACAAAUACCCCAGUGGUGUGUUGAAUAUGCCGUCUCCAAGGGAAAGAAGGGGGUUUCCUGUACACAACCACGUCGUGUAGCAGCUAUGUCAGUGGCACAGCGUGUAUCGGAGGAAAUGGAUGUCAACUUGGGCGAAGAGGUUGGCUAUUCCAUACGUUUUGAGGAUUGCUCUUCAGCAAAGACUUUGCUCAAAUACAUGACAGAUGGUAUGUUGUUGAGAGAAGCUAUGUCAGAUCCUAUGUUGGAACAAUACCAAGUCAUAUUGUUGGACGAAGCUCACGAAAGGACCCUAGCCACAGAUAUAUUGAUGGGCGUACUGAAAGAAGUUAUCCGCCAAAGAAAUGAUCUGAAGCUAGUUGUGAUGUCUGCUACUCUGGAUGCUGGCAAAUUCCAGCAGUACUUUGACAAUGCACCCCUCAUGAAUGUGCCCGGUAGAACCCAUCCUGUAGAAAUCUUCUAUACCCCAGAACCGGAACGUGAUUACUUGGAAGCAGCCAUUCGUACAGUCAUUCAAAUACAUAUGUGUGAAGAAAUUGAAGGUGAUAUUCUUAUGUUCCUCACCGGCCAGGAGGAAAUUGAGGAGGCUUGCAAGCGUAUUAAACGUGAGAUUGACAAUUUGGGUUCAGACAUUGGCGAACUCAAGUGUAUACCUUUGUAUUCAACAUUGCCACCGAAUUUGCAACAACGCAUAUUUGAGCCAGCGCCUCCGCCAAAUGCUAAUGGCGCUAUUGGUCGUAAAGUUGUUGUUUCGACUAACAUUGCCGAAACUUCGUUGACCAUUGAUGGUGUUGUGUUUGUGAUUGAUCCCGGAUUUGCUAAGCAAAAAGUGUAUAACCCUCGUAUACGUGUGGAAAGUUUGCUGGUAUCGCCUAUUUCUAAAGCUUCGGCCCAACAGAGAGCUGGUCGUGCCGGUCGUACAAAACCCGGAAAAUGUUUCCGUCUCUACACUGAAAAGGCCUAUAAGAAUGAAAUGCAAGAUAACACAUACCCGGAAAUUUUGAGAUCAAAUUUGGGCACAGUGGUUUUGCAGUUAAAAAAAUUAGGCAUUGAUGAUUUGGUACAUUUUGACUUUAUGGAUCCCCCAGCUCCCGAGACUCUGAUGCGUGCUUUGGAACUAUUGAAUUAUUUAGCUGCAUUGGAUGAUGAUGGCAAUUUAACAGAUUUGGGAGCUGUUAUGUCUGAAUUUCCAUUGGAUCCACAGUUGGCAAAAAUGCUUAUAGCCAGUUGUCAACAUAAUUGUUCCAAUGAAAUUUUAUCUAUAACGGCUAUGCUGUCGGUACCACAAUGUUUCGUCAGACCCAAUGAGGCUAAAAAGGCUGCAGACGAGGCCAAAAAGCGUUUUGCUCACGUUGAUGGUGAUCAUUUGACUUUGCUGAAUGUGUAUCAUGCCUUCAAACAGAGCAGCGAGGAUCCAAACUGGUGUUACGAGAACUUUAUCAAUUUCCGUUCUCUAAAGUCAGCAGAUAAUGUGCGGCAACAAUUGGCCCGAAUUAUGGAUCGUUUCUAUUUGAAACGCAGCAGUACGGAUUUCAUUUCAAAAGACUAUUACAUCAAUAUACGAAAGGCACUGGUCCAGGGCUUCUUCAUGCAAGUUGCCCAUUUGGAACGCACAGGUCAUUAUUUAACCAUCAAGGAUAAUCAAAUUGUACAACUACAUCCCUCAACAUGUUUGGACCAUAAACCCGACUGGGUUAUUUAUAAUGAAUUUGUAUUGACCACCAAGAACUACAUACGCACUGUGACGGAUGUCAAACCUGAAUGGUUAUUAACUCUGUCACCUCAGUACUAUGACUUGAAUAACUUUCCCCAUUGUGAGGCCAAGAGACAAUUGGAGAUGCUGCAGCAACGUCUGGAGUCGAAACAAUUUCAAAAAGGAUUUUAAAUUCUCAACUCGCACAUCCUUAAUUUCAUACAUUUAGUAUAACACUCCCCCUUUGGCCCACCACUCAAUCGAACCAUUGUUUAUAUGCUCUUUAAGUUAUACUACUACAUAACAUACAUACAUAAUUUUAUUUUUACGCUGACGACGGUUGCGGUUGUCUUAAAAAGGUUAUCAAUUGAAUCCUACCAUAGAAAUUCCAUUAGAUGUCGGAUGCCACAAUUUCCAUAAAAUAAUUAAAUAACUUAAUGCAAAUAUGCCAGAAGCACUCCCAAUUAUUCUAACUCAUCAUACAUACAAACAUAGAAACAUGCAAUUAUGUGUUAAUAAAGAAUUUUUAACAUAGCCGAUGUGAUGGUGAUCAUACACCGGAUGAAUAUAUUGGAUUAAAUGUAAA
Molecule: messenger RNA, 2760 nt
Organism: Stomoxys calcitrans (stable fly)
Lineage: Eukaryota; Metazoa; Arthropoda; Insecta; Diptera; Muscidae
Gene: Dhx15
Product: ATP-dependent RNA helicase DHX15 homolog
Exons: 6
Coding region: 150-2366 (738 amino acids)
Cellular component (GO): intracellular anatomical structure; spliceosomal complex
Molecular function (GO): RNA binding; RNA helicase activity; ATP binding
Source: RefSeq, a predicted model, not a curated record